This is a messenger RNA of Ascoidea rubescens DSM 1968, 1741 nucleotides long. RefSeq names its product AMPKBI-domain-containing protein. NCBI's taxonomy places the organism in Eukaryota, Fungi, Ascomycota, Saccharomycetes, Ascoideales, Ascoideaceae. Gene Ontology annotation, cellular component: nucleus; nucleotide-activated protein kinase complex; cytoplasm. The coding region runs from base 34 to 1710 and encodes 558 amino acids. Gene Ontology annotation, molecular function: protein kinase binding. The record is from RefSeq and is a predicted model, not a curated record. Gene Ontology annotation, biological process: signal transduction. The transcript has a single exon.
AAAAAAAGAAAAAUAAGAGAGCGAAAGAUUAAAAUGGGAAAUAACACUUCCUCUAAAUCAACUCAAUUUAUUAGUAAUUCAAAUCCUGAUAAUCUAACAUCUUUCAUCAAUAUAUCUAAAAAUAAUUCUCAUUUAUUUUAUAAAUCAUUCAAGAAUACAUUUAAUACAUAUAAUAUAAGUAAUAUUAAUAAGGUUAAUCCAAUCAAUAUACUUGAUCAAUCCAAACACUCUACCACCACUUCCACCUCCACUACCACUACCACUACCAAUACGAAUAAUAAUACGAAUAAUAAUAAUAAUAAUAUAAAUAAUAAUAAUAUUAAUAUUAAUAUUACUUUAAGUCAAAAUUCAAAUACUACAAGUACUACUAAUAGCAAUCCCUCUAUUGAUCUCAUUCCCAAGAUCCUUGAAGAUAAUAGUUACAAUUAUAAUAGUCAUAAUAACUAUAGCAAUAACACUUCAGAUCCUUCAACAGUUGUCUCAGCUUAUAACGUAACCUCAAUUCCUAAUACAAAUCAAUUGAUUGAUAAGAAUACGAUAAUAUCGACGUUGAAUUCCAAAAUGGUAAAUUCCAAAGAUCAUAAUGAUAAUAAAUUGAUAGAUAAAGCUAUAGAUGGGUCUAUAGAAUAUGAUGAAAACAGUUAUUUUCAAAACAAAUUGAUUUCAGAUGAUAUUAUUAAAAAUUUAAAUUGUCCAGAUAAUAUUAUAUCUAGUAGUUCUUUAUUGAAGUUUAAUAACGAGAGUAAAGAGAAUAAAUACCCGAUAGUUAUUGGACUUGAUAUUAAGAAAGACAUUGAUAAUCAUGAUAAUAUUAUGAAUGAUAUUGAUGUUAAUGUUGAUGUUGAUGUUGAUGUUAAUGAUAACGAGAUAUAUAUUGUUGGAUCAUUUACUAAUUGGCAAAAGAAAAUUAAAUUGAAUAAAGAAGGUGAAUAUUAUUAUUCGAUUGAACUAAGAUUACCGAAGAAUGUGUACAACUUUCAAUUUGUUUAUAAGGAAAGAUUGAUCUGCUCAAAGAAUUAUUUAAAAGUCGCCAAGGCUAAAGAUUAUUAUGUCAAUUCGUUUGAGAUUAAAGAAUUGGAUAAAGAGUAUGGAGAAGGUAAAGAGAAUAUAUCCAAUUUAAAUUUGAAUUCAAAUUCAAAUUCAAAUGAGGAUAAAGAGAGUAAGGAAUCUAAAAAUGAAAUAUAUUCAUUUCCUGCACCAUUAAUGGACAAUUUUCAAGACAUGAGCAUAAAAUCAAUGUUAUCUCUAAAGAGUGAAGAUAAGGAAACUAGCGGUGAAAUGUAUGAGGAGAACUUUUCAAGAUUUGAUAAAAACAAAGAAAAAAUUACAGUCGACUAUUCUAAAGAUAUUCCGUUAAUAUAUACAGACAAUUAUAAUUUUUUUAGUGAUGAAGAUUUUGAGAGGUUUGAUAGCGAUUCAUUACUCAGGAAAAGUGGGUUGCCAUCGCCACCUACGCUUCCACCAUAUCUUAAUAGUGUUUUAUUAAACAAGAAUCACAGACAAAGAAGAAUGUCAAGUAAUUCUGAUAAUCAUAAUGGGACAAUCAGUUCGUAUAGUGAGAGUGAAAAUGAAGUUCUUGAGGUGCCAAAUCAUGUAAUUUUGAAUCAUUUGAUAACUACUAGUAUUAAAAAUGAUAUAUUAACAGUUGCUUGUAUAACUAGAUAUUCUGAGAAGUAUGUUACGCAAAUAAUGUACACACCAAGUCGAUGAAUAUUGAAUUGUUUAUUAGUGGAUUUUUUUU